GUUAGUUUCUUGAGAGAAAGAAAGAAGGGUUGCGUUGUUCGACUCUGGUUCGAUCGUUCGUCGCCAUUUUGAAGACUUGGAAGAAGCAGCGUAGAGGAUAAAUUACUCGGCAAACCUUUUGAAGUUUUUAUUAGAUUAAUAAUUUUUCAUCGAUUUACGACGCAAUGUCUCGAUUUAACAACAACCGUGGCGGUUUUGGGAUGAAUAACUUCCAACAACGCAGAGGCGGAGGUCCCGGAGGCCCGAUGCGUGGUGGGAUGAUGGGGAACGCGCAGUUCCGAAGCCACCCUUUUCAGAAUCCGAACCAGAAUCGGAGAGGAACCAACAAUUUCAACAGACCGCAAAACCAGGGAGACCAGAACACGCAACUUAAGCAGCAGCAAAACCAAGCGAGGCCCAUUGUGCCCGCACCGAGUCCCGGCCAGGCCCCGACGAUAAAAGGCCUGAUGGACCAGGAGCUGAAACCGAACCCCCCAGCGUCCCAGCCGAAGGUGCAGACUCCGCCGCCAAAAACUGCCGCGGCGACCCCUCCGGUUAACCAGAACCAGGGAACCCAGAACCAACUGAAGCCACCGGCCGGAAAUGCAAACGAGAAGAAGGACUCGUCGCAGCAGAGCCCGAAACCACCUGGUCCUCAGCAGCAGGGCCCAAAGCCUGCUACUCCCCAACAGGGCCAGAAACCUGCUGCUGGUCCCCAACAGGGCCAGAAACCUGCUGCUGGUCCCCAACAGGGCCAGAAACCUGCUGCUGGUCCCCAACAGGGCCAGAAACCUGCUGUUCCCCAACAGGGCCAGAAACCUGCUGCUGGUCCCCAACAGGUCCAGAAACCUGCUGUUCCCCAACAGGGCCAGAAACCUGCUGCUAGUCCCCAACAGGGCCAGAAACCUGCUGCUAGUCCCCAACAGGGCCAGAAACCGGCUGCUGGUCCCCAACAGGGUCAGACACCUGGCGGUGCUGGAUCCCAGCAGGCCCAGAAACCUGGCGGUGCUGGACCCCAGCAGGCCCAGAAACCUGGCGGUACUGGACCCCAGCAGGGCCAGAGACUCGGAGGCGGUGGACCCCAGCAGGGUCAGAACCCAGGUAGUGUUGGAUCCCAGCAAGGCCCGAAGUCUGGUCCUCAGCAGAGCCCCACGCCCGGACCCCAGCAGAACCAGAGGCCCGGACCCCAGCAGAACCAGAGGCCCGGACCCCAGCAGAACCAGAGGCCCGGUCCCCAGCAGAACCAGAGGCCCGGUCCUCAGCAGAACCAGAGGCCCGGUCCCCAGCAGGGCCAGAGAUCUUUCCCCCAACAGACCCAGCAGCCAGACCUGAAUAAAGAACAGGCCGAUAUGAGCUGUGCUACAGAGUCAGACGACAAACAAGUAAAGGGUUUCACAGCUCCUCUGUCCAUGCUGCUGAAGCCUGGAGAGAAGGCCUACACUCAACGGUGCCGUUUGUUUGUUGGAAACCUGCCGAGCGACAUCACCGAGGACAUUCUCAGGAGGAUGUUUGCAAAAUAUGGAGAGCCAUCUGAGGUCUUCAUCAACAAAGGAAAAGGCUUUGGAUUCAUCCGACUGGAAUCUCGAGCACUAGCAGAUAUCGCGAAGACGGAGAUGGACGACACACCAAUGCGAGGCAGACCUUUGCGUGUUCGAUUUGCCACACACUCUGCUGCUCUGUCCGUGAAGAACCUGUCUCCAUAUGUUUCCAACGAGCUCCUAGAGGAGGCUUUCUCACAGUUCGGGAUGAUAGAGAGGGCUAUUGUUGUUGUUGAUGAUCGUGGGCGCUCCACAGGCAAGGGUAUUGUUGAGUUUGCUUCCAGAAUAGCUGCCAAAAAGGCCCUGGAUCGUUGCAACGAAGGAGUCCUCCUCCUCACAGCGUCUCCUCGUCCUGUAAUUGUUGAGCCUCUGGAGCAGUUUGACUGUGAUGAUGGUCUUCCAGAGAAACUGGCACUGAAGAACCAUAAGUACCAAAUAGAACGUGAACAACCACCUCGCUUCGCCCGUCCUGGCACUUUCGAGUUUGAGUAUUCCAAACGCUGGAAGUCUCUGGAUGAAAUGGAGAAGCAGCAGAGGGAGCAGGUGGAGAAGAACAUGCGUGAGGCCCGUGAGAAGCUGGACAGUGAAAUGGAAGAUGCUUACCACGAGCACCAGGCUAAUAUGCUCCGACAGGAACUGCUGAGGCGACAAGAAGAACUGAGGCACAUGGAGGAGAUUCACAAUCAAGAGAUGCAGAAGAGGAAGGAAAUGCAGCUGAGGCAAGAGGAAGAACGGCGCAUACGGGAAGAGGAGAUGCUUCGAAAGAGAGAACUGGAGGAAGAGCUACGCCGCCAGCGUGAAGAGAGCUACAUGAUGGGCAACUUCAUGGAAAGGGAAUUGAGAAUGCACACCGGUGGAACUUUGGGCAUGGAGGAUAUGGCCUUUGGAGGAGCCACCCAGCAGUUCUCAAUGCCUGGGCUAAGCUUUGAGGGUCAGACGGUGUUGGGAUCUUCACCUGGAAGCCUGAUUAGCAACGAAAUGCGCAACGAGCGCUUCAGCCAGAGUGGUUCUAGGGGGAUGGUUGCAGGUACCUCUGGGUUUAGCAGGGUCCGCGAGGAGUUCGAAGGUCCCCUAAAGAAGCCCCGUUUUUAAAAGCUGCUCCUUGAUUCUUCUGGCAGCACAUCUGUGUAGAUACUCAAGACAAACAUUGAGUCUUACUACUUGUAUUUAAGUUGAAACUGUUCCAGCAUUUUAGUCACUCAGUUGACUGGUUUUAUAAUUGAGUCAAAUUUUUUUCAUUUUAUUUAGUAUUGUCAUUAGCGUAGGCCGAGGUCACCAAGUUGUGAUCCAGUAGUUCUUUUCUGACCAUGUAUCCUUUCUGUUUCUAGAUGUAUUAUGCUCUGUGAAUCGUCGUGAAGUGAAAACUGUAACUUUCUCAUCCUUUAUGGCUGUGUUUUGUGCCAUACGUUUUUGGAGCUGAAGCAUGAAUAAAAUAAAGGCACACUGGUUCCAUCUGAACAAACUUUUAACAUUUAUUCCUUACGUUUAACCAACCGUUCACAAUCCACUCCGAUCCCACGACGGGCCGUUGUCUCACAGAACAAAUCGAGUCUUUGAGUGCAGUUUGAAUCGGUUCUCAACUUCAGCAACAUGUGCAACACAAUCUACAAACCACAGCUCAAACUAAACGGGUCAGUGAAGCUCUAAAAAUCUUAAGUCAUUUUGUUAUAAUUCUCUCUGA
Molecule: messenger RNA, 3198 nt
Organism: Nematolebias whitei (Rio pearlfish)
Lineage: Eukaryota; Metazoa; Chordata; Actinopteri; Cyprinodontiformes; Rivulidae
Gene: sfpq
Product: splicing factor proline/glutamine-rich
Exons: 11
Coding region: 165-2609 (814 amino acids)
Biological process (GO): regulation of DNA-templated transcription
Cellular component (GO): nucleus
Molecular function (GO): RNA binding
Source: RefSeq, a predicted model, not a curated record